AUGACCCCUAGUCUUCUUUCUCAGGAAUCACCUAAACCUAUCCCAAAGUCUCAUCAAACCCGCAUUCGCCCCCGCACAAGACUUAAUCAAACUCGUCUCCUAUCACCUUUCCUCCAUAUCUGGCUUCUUUUGCCUGCCACGGCUCGCAUAGCAGUCUAUGAGCUUUUGCGAAAACUAGGCCAUCGAUUAUAUGGAUUGGAUGACGCAGACAACGUCCAAAGACUGCCUUUCGGCCUCUAUCUCAAGUACCGCGGCGAGCCUGACCUACAGCGCAACGAAUUCCAUGCGCUCAAAAUGAUUCAGCAGCACACCACUAUUCCCCCUCCACGAGCUCUGGAUAUUGUUUCUAAAAACAUUCCGAAUGCGAACGACGACUUUGACCCAUCCCCAACAUCAGUCAGCUAUCUCCUCAUCACGCGGGUUCCAGGCAUAACCUUGGCACAAGGGCACGAUGCCUUGUCCGACCAAGACUUCCAGACAAUAUCCCUACAAAUGAAGCACUAUAUUUCGCAGAUUCGAGAUAUCCCUAAAAUAGUGAAUCCCCAAAUGGCUAUCUGCAACACCCUCGGUGAAGCAUGCCGCGACCAUCGCAUCAAGUACGCAGACCCCAUUGGACCCUUUCCCGAUGAAGCAUCAUUCAGCCAGCAGCUGCGCUACUCAGACGAACCCAGCCGCCGAGGUCACAGAAUCGUCUUCACACAUGCAGAUCUGAACCCGCGCAAUAUUCUCGUCGAUAAGGUGCAUUAUGAGGAUGGGAGCCACGGUUGGCAAAUCAGCGGGAUCCUGGAUUGGGAAACUGCAGGAUAUUAUCCUGAAUAUUGGGAUUUUACGAAGGCCAUGUACGAAGGGUUCCGCUGGCCAAAAAGAUAUAACGAUUUUGUCAAGGAUAUUUUUGCGGAAUUUGGCGAGUAUAGUCGCGAGUUGGAGGUUGAGAAGCGGAGUUGGGAGUCUGGAGAUGGCUAG
Metarhizium acridum CQMa 102 is the source of this 963-nucleotide messenger RNA. RefSeq lists its product as uncharacterized. Lineage: Eukaryota; Fungi; Ascomycota; Sordariomycetes; Hypocreales; Clavicipitaceae. The record is from RefSeq and is a predicted model, not a curated record.